AUGGCUCUACCAAAGAAAUUUAUUGAAUUCGCUAAGCAAUCGCCAAUAAACACUUUAAAAUCAUCGAGCGGACAUAAAUUACCUUUGGUUAUCUCAAAACUACCAAAGUUAGAUACCAACAUGCGAGUCGCACAAUCUAGAUGGAAAGGCGUAUCAGACCAGGAUACUUUCUGGACUAUCACUAGGUACAAACUCCGAAAGGAUGUAACCAAGAAAGAGGACGAGCUCAUCAGAGGUGCUAACAAGUACAACUGGAGGAUAAUUGAGUAAUUCUAAUCACUUGCAUUUCUUAACUACGUGUACAAUUAAC
Messenger RNA from Wallemia mellicola CBS 633.66, 310 nucleotides. RefSeq lists its product as hypothetical. The record is from RefSeq and is a predicted model, not a curated record. The transcript has 2 exons. The coding region runs from base 1 to 270 and encodes 89 amino acids. NCBI's taxonomy places the organism in Eukaryota, Fungi, Basidiomycota, Wallemiomycetes, Wallemiales, Wallemiaceae.